CAUGCUUAAAGAGACUGUAAUCGUUUGAAGCCUGAAAUAGUUUUUGGUCUUCUCAAUUAUCUAAUCCGAAAUGACAACAACGGUGGCACCGCCACCUUCGUUCAACCCUUCUCAAAACCAAGCAUUAACAUGGCAUCUCUCUCUGUUACCCCCAAACGCUGCGUUUUGCUCUCCGCAUCUCAUGAAGAAGAGCAAGAAGAAGGCAAUGUCUUGGUCAAUUUGUGCUCACUCCUUGCCUUUUGACCUCUCUCCUCCUCCCAUCGAUCAUGACUUUCUGGAUGCUGUCAAAACUGCAGGCGCAGAGGUUUCUGGGGAUGGGAUCAUUGAGACGUUUCAUAAUGACGAUGAAGCCCUGGAUGCUGUGGAAAAUGGGGUUGUGGUUGUUGAUCUUUCACACUUUGGCCGGAUAAGAGUCAGUGGAGAAGAUCGCAUUCAGUUCCUUCACAACCAGAGCACUGCAAACUUUGAAUGUCUACAUGAAGGACAAGGAUGUGACACUGUUUUUGUGACACCAACAGCUCGAACAAUAGAUAUUGCUCAUGCAUGGCUCAUGAAAAAUGCGAUAACAUUAGUGGUUUCUCCGGAGACCUGUAUGACCAUUAUGGAAAUGCUGAACAAGUACAUAUUUUUUGCUGAUAAGGUGGAGAUUCAAGACAUAACUAAGCAAACCAGCUUUUUUGCUAUGGUGGGACCCAACAGUGGCCAAGUGAUGGAGAACUUGAACCUUGGUGAUCUUGUUGGAAAACCAUAUGGUACACAUCAACAUUUUAAUGUUGAUAAGCAGCCUGUAACUGUAGGGGUUGGAAACAUAAUUUCUGAAGGUGGUUUUUCAUUACUGACGUCUCCAGCUGCUGCUCCUUCUAUUUGGAAAGCUAUUCUUGCUCAAGGGGCUAUCCCAAUGGGUUCUAAUGCAUGGAAUAAAUUACGGAUUAUUCGAGGGAGGCCUGCCCCUGGAAUGGAGCUUACAAAUGAAUUCAAUGUGCUGGAGGCCUGUCUAUGGAGCUCAAUUUCUCUAAAUAAAGGUUGUUACAAGGGACAGGAGACUAUAUCUAGGCUCAUUACAUAUGAUGGAAUCAAGCAGAGGUUAUGGGGAAUUCAUCUUUCUGCUGCUGCAGAACCUGGUAGCAUUAUUACAGUGGAUGGGAAAAAGGUCGGAAAGUUGACUAGCUACACUUCUGGAAGGAAGCAAUCCGAACACUUUGGAUUAGGUUACAUAAAGAGGCGAGCUGCUUCGGAGGGAGACACUGUAAUUGUAGGAGACAACAUCAAGGGAACAGUCGUUGAAGUACCUUUUCUUUCUCAGCAACGCCAACCAUCUGCCACUUGAACUUCGUGAUUAUUGAGGGUAUUGAUACCAUUAUUGUGCUUGUGUCGUGACGAUAAUUGGUGUUGUUGAAGAAAUUAAUGCACAAUACUAGAAAAUUUGAUAAACUGUGUAAGGUUUUUUCUUAUCUGUCACAUUUGUGAUGAAUUUGUGUAUCUUAGCACAACUGGUCAAUGGCACCAAUCUAUCGUAAGAAUUCAUCUUUUGCUUCGUU
Molecule: messenger RNA, 1538 nt
Organism: Vigna radiata var. radiata (mung bean)
Lineage: Eukaryota; Viridiplantae; Streptophyta; Magnoliopsida; Fabales; Fabaceae
Product: aminomethyltransferase
Exons: 12
Coding region: 71-1327 (418 amino acids)
Biological process (GO): glycine decarboxylation via glycine cleavage system
Cellular component (GO): mitochondrion
Molecular function (GO): protein binding; aminomethyltransferase activity
Source: RefSeq, a predicted model, not a curated record